AUGUAUACUGAUACAGAUACGGUUACAGAUACUGAUAACAAUACUGAUACUGAUACGGAUACUGAUACUGAUAUGAAUACCAAUAAUGAUACUGAUACUGAUACGGAUACAGAUACGGAUACUGAUACGGAUACUGAUACUGACACUGACACUGAUACUGAUACUGAUACUUAUAUUGAUACAGAUACAUAUACUGAUACUGAUACUGAUACUGAUACUGAUACUGAUACUUAUACUGAUACUGAUACUGAUACUGAUAGUGAUACUGAUACUGAUACUGAUACUGACACCGACACCGACACUGAUACUGAUACUGAUACGGAUACUGAUACUGAUACCGAUACCGAUACUGAUACUGACACUGAUACUGAUACUGAUAUUGAUAUUGAUAUUACUGACACACACCCUUAUAUGGAUACUGAUACUGACACUGAUACGGAUACGGAUCUGGAUAGUUAUACAGAUACUGUUUCAAGGACAAUAACGGAUACAGAUACUGAUACGGAUACGAAGAUCCUAGAGGAUCUUAGAAGUUUCAAGAAGUUCCAGGAGAAUCCAAGAGAAUUCAAGAAGAUCCAGGAGAAUCCAAGAGGAGAUCCAAGGAGAUUCAAGAAGUUCCAGGAGAAUCCAAGAGGAGAUCCAAGAAGAUCCAAGAAGAUUCAAGAAGUCUUAAAGUUUCAGGAGAAUCCAAGAGGAGAUCCAAGAAGAUUGAAGAAGUUCCUGGAGAAUCCAAGAGGAGAUCCAAGAAAAUCCAAGAAGUUCCAGGAGAAUCCAAGAGAAGAUCCAGGAAAAUCCAAGAAGAUCCAGGAGAAUCCAAGAGGAGAUCCAAGAAGAUCCAAGAAGUUCAAGGAGAAUCCAAGAGGAGAUCCAAGAAGAUCCAAGAAGUUCAAGGAGAAUCCAAGAAGAUUCAAGGAGUUUCAGGAGAAUCCAAGAGGAGAUCCAAGAAGAUCCAAGAAGUUCAAGAUGGAUCCAAGAGGAGAUCCAAGAAAAUCCAAGAAGUUCCAGGAGAACCCAAGAAGAUCCAAGAAGCUCCAAGACAAUCCUAGAAGAUUCAAGAACUCCCAAGAAGACUCAAGCAAUUCCAGGAGAAUCCAAGAAGAUCCAAGAAGUUCCAGGAAGAUCCAAGUAGAUUUUUUAUGUUUGACGAAAUGA
Messenger RNA from Nilaparvata lugens (brown planthopper), 1152 nucleotides. RefSeq names its product clumping factor B-like. The record is from RefSeq and is a predicted model, not a curated record. The coding region runs from base 1 to 1152 and encodes 383 amino acids. Lineage: Eukaryota; Metazoa; Arthropoda; Insecta; Hemiptera; Delphacidae. The transcript has 2 exons.